AUGCCACAGUCGGCACCACCGCCGCCUCAAUCUUCAGACGGCUUCCUUCAACCAGUAACCUUCAUGAGUCCAGCCAGAAUCACUUCGCACCCGCGAGGUGCCAUGAGCCCUGAACAGGGUUUCGUCGGCUACCCGUACUCCUCUCGAUAUUCUACUCCCAUUUGUGAGGAGGAUCUUUCGGUCACGGUUUAUGAACCACCAACCAUCUAUUCCCAGAAAAGCGACAUCUCCUUCACGGGCUAUGCAGGUGGGCACAACCACACUAGCCAUCCGUACGGGCCUUUGCCUGAUGAGGCUGGUUAUAAUGCCCAUGUUCCAUAUACACCUGAAGCGUCUCCCCCUACCCCGUGCCCUACUGGCGAUUCGAUCACCACCCGCAGUGGGUUGAGGAUUCCCAAGAAGUCUUAUCCGAUGGGCAGAUCGCAGGCCGUUAAGACCGGCCGCAUCCAGAAGAGAAGCAAGGUUGACAAAGUCAAAAAUGCCUCCAGCAUCCUCUCGAAGCCCCUGUCCGAAAUCGCCAAAGACCUCCCCCAUGUCUCAGUGGCCGAUAUUGCAACCUUCGUCGCCCGCUCCACCGAGGAGAGACUGUCGGAAACUUCACGCAACAAGAAGCCUGGUCAGAUCAAGCGCCCUAUGAAUGCAUUCAUGCUGUACCGAAAAGCCUAUCAAGAUGUAGCCAAGACUCAGUGCGCCCAGAACAAUCACCAACACGUCUCCAAGGUCUGCGGCGCAGGCUGGCCUUUGGAGCCUCCUCAGGUGAGACAGAUGUUCGAUGGAUGGGCCAAGGUUGAGCGGAUCAACCACCAGCAGGCACACCCUGGGUACAAGUUCACUCCCUCUAAGCCGCGAAAGACCAGACGCGACGAGGAUGACGUCGACGGGUUCUCAGAUAACGACUCUGACUACGGCGGAGCGCGAAAGUCCAGAACUCGGCAUGUGUCCCGCCUGAGCGAGACCCCUUCGAUCAGCUACGAUACCGUUGGCAACGUUGCGGAUGAACCCUCCAUGGCGGCCUACCAUGGCAUGCACGCUUAUCCCACUCCUGGGCAAGCCCACGCCCUUCCCUAUGGAACUGCUGAGCCAAACCCCUACGAUCUGAACAUGCGGCAGUAUGGCGGAUUGGGUCCUGCCCACGGCAUGGUGAGCCGAACCCCUUCUCCGGGCAACGAUUACGCUCUCCACGGCCUGGAUGGGUUCGCUGGCAGCUACUACACUCCUCCCGAGCCUGUCUUUGAGAGUGCUGGGCCCCCGCCCAUGUUUGGAGAAGCCGGCUACGACAUGUACAACGGGCUUCCUGGAGAAGCUUCGUUCGGUCAUGACAACUGGGUCCCCCACAUGGGAGCAGCCGAACAAGACAUCGGCUUCAUGAUGGCGGGCUACGAGGAUACCACGGCGCAGGAUGCCUAUCUGAGAGGCAAACAAGAUGACUGGAAGGUCGAGGAGAUCGACGAUUCCAGCCAGUUCGAGCACUGGAUCACGCAGACCGAGCAAGGUCUUUUGUAA
Fusarium falciforme is the source of this 1503-nucleotide messenger RNA. Its product is annotated as HMG box domain-containing protein. The transcript is spliced from 3 exons. Gene Ontology annotation, biological process: regulation of transcription by RNA polymerase II. The record is from RefSeq and is a predicted model, not a curated record. Gene Ontology annotation, molecular function: DNA-binding transcription factor activity, RNA polymerase II-specific; RNA polymerase II cis-regulatory region sequence-specific DNA binding. Gene Ontology annotation, cellular component: nucleus. Lineage: Eukaryota; Fungi; Ascomycota; Sordariomycetes; Hypocreales; Nectriaceae. Bases 1 to 1503 code for a protein of 500 amino acids.